This is a messenger RNA of Diaporthe citri, 831 nucleotides long. RefSeq lists its product as uncharacterized. NCBI's taxonomy places the organism in Eukaryota, Fungi, Ascomycota, Sordariomycetes, Diaporthales, Diaporthaceae. The record is from RefSeq and is a predicted model, not a curated record. Gene Ontology annotation, biological process: protein folding. Gene Ontology annotation, cellular component: endoplasmic reticulum membrane. The transcript has 3 exons. The coding region runs from base 1 to 831 and encodes 276 amino acids.
AUGGGCUCGACGCAAUUUGGGAAUUUCGGCAAUUUCUGUCGCGAUUCCACGCUCCCGGUGUGCAACUUGCUCACCAACAGCCACGACCAGACCGGAGGAUGGGGCGGCUGCGAACUCACGGGCAUUCCACUGAGCGGCGGGAGAAGGCUGGGAAACCUGGGGUCGAUACUACUAUGUGGCAUCGCAAUUGCUACGGCCAUCUACCUAAUUCUGCGCUCUGAGCGCAAAAAGGCGGCUGUCGGAAGGAGGGAAAUGCAAUUAUUCCUCGUCGGUUAUAUCGUAAUUUCAAUCUGCGAAAUCUUCACGGUCGGAGAGUUCCCGCUAAGCUCGACGGUUCGGAUAGCCUUCACUGGUAUCCACAUCGGCUUCAUCAUUGCGACCACCUGGAUGCUGAUGCUCAACGCCGUCGUCGGGUACCAAAUUCAUCGACGACGGUACGCCACUGUCGCUCGGCCUCAUCCUGGCAUCUGCAACCGCAAGUUCCAGUCGAGCUACGAAGGCCCCAAUUACCGAAACAUUGCGCUGUACGUGCUGUACCAGCUGGCACCAUUGAUAUUCCUCGUCGCCUUCUACGUCCUCGAAACCGUCCUGGUCUUACGAGUGCUGGGCGAGACAAGGCCCAUGGUCUACCUCACUCUGGCCGCUGUCCUCUUUGCACUUGGCCAAAUCUUCAACUACGCGAUUAGCCCGCACAUCUGCAACGGAACCGACGGCAAGAUCGAUGGCGCAUUGUUCCAGACCCUCUUUACUCUACUUUCGGUGGUCAUGGUCUGGGUUUUCUGGUCCUCUAUCACGGAAGAUGACUGGCCCAUGCCUGCCAGCUAUCCAUAG